Cooperia oncophora is the source of this 450-nucleotide messenger RNA. The record is from the annotation of a GenBank genome assembly. NCBI's taxonomy places the organism in Eukaryota, Metazoa, Nematoda, Chromadorea, Rhabditida, Trichostrongylidae.
AUGUUAUAUAAGUGUAAUAAUGUUCGCAGCACUGACUGGCAGAUUUUGGUGGCAAAUUCAGGUGUCGGCUUACCAUCUUCGAAGCAUAAGAUCGCUGUUGGGGAGACGUACUCGUUCACUUGCGGAUUUAACGUGCCAGCGCUUACCCCAAGUAUGAACGUGCCUGGUUUGUUGGAGACCUGUUACAUGGUUAACAUAGCCGUUGGUCGCGCACACAACUUCGUGAUCGCCUCUUUAAGGGUACCGAUCACGAUUGUCACUGAUAUUGUUAAUAUGGAGCGAGCUGUUCCUGCUCAGCGUGAAGAUUUACUGAUUGAACUGACACCACCAACGUGGAAGAAGACGGACGCCGGCAAUCGAUCUCCUCGCGUGAAAAGCGAUCGUCUAUCUCUAUACACUUUGAAUGUUUGUAUGUACACUGAAAUGCAUAAAUCUCAACGCUUCUGUUAA